AUGCCUGCUCCAGUCCAAAUACAAAAGGAGACGAUUGACAAGUUUUUAACGACAUGGAAGAACGGUGCAGCACAAGAGACCGUCGCCCUCUGGGCCGAUGACUUCGAGCAGCAGCUGCUCCCUUAUUCCCUGCAGCAGCCACCCCGACCACGAGCCCACGCUGAGUUCUUCUACCCUAAGCUGGUGAACAACCUCGCAAACUGGAAACUGGAUAUAAAACGCAUCAUUCAUGAGACUUCGCAAGGCACGGCGGCAGUCUACGCGACGUCGUCUGCAGACACGCCCAUCCCUGGAGAGUCGUGGACGAACGAAUACGCAGUCUUCAUAUCCCUCACCAAAGACGGCUCCAAGGUCAAUCGCCUGGAGGAAAUGGUGGACUCUGCGUUUUACGAGCGCUUCUUUCCGAUAUUCCAGAAGUACCUGGUGGAACAGGCACCCUAG
Messenger RNA from Aspergillus puulaauensis, 441 nucleotides. RefSeq lists its product as uncharacterized. The transcript has 2 exons. Lineage: Eukaryota; Fungi; Ascomycota; Eurotiomycetes; Eurotiales; Aspergillaceae. The record is from RefSeq and is a predicted model, not a curated record. Bases 1 to 441 code for a protein of 146 amino acids.